CCGAGGGCAGAAGCGGCGGCCGGAGCGGAGGCAGACGGAGCGGAGGCAGACGGAGCCGCGGGGGCAGCGGAGGCCGCAGGAGCGCGUCACUGCUCUCGACUUGGGCAGGAAAGACUCGUGCGGGGGCGUUCCUCCUUUUUCGAGUAAGCUCACUUGGCUCUACCUUUUGAAGACUAGACCAUGACCCGGGAUGAAGGGCUGCCGGACUCGCACUCUGCCCAGGGGUUCUAUGAGAAGUAUGAACCCAAGGAGGUCCUGGGGAGGGGCGUGAGCAGCGUGGUGAGACGCUGCAUCCACAAGGCCACCAGGAAGGAGUACGCCGUGAAGAUUAUUGAUAUCACCGCCGGCAACCUGAACCCCCAAGAGAUUCAGGAGCUGCGGGAAGCCACCCUCAAGGAGAUCGACAUCCUGCACAAGGUCUCCGGGCACCCCAACGUCAUCCAGCUGAAGGAUACUUAUGAGACCAACACUUUCUUCUUCCUGGUGUUUGAUCUGAUGAAAAGAGGUGAACUCUUUGAUUACCUCACUGAAAUGGUCACCUUGAGCGAGAAAGAAACCAGGAAGAUCAUGCGGGCCCUACUGGAGGUGAUCUGCUACCUGCACAAGCUGGACAUUGUACACCGAGACCUGAAGCCAGAAAACAUCCUCCUGGAUGAUGAUAUGAAUAUCAAACUCACUGACUUUGGAUUCUCCUGCCAGCUGAACCCUGGAGAGAAGCUCCGAGAGGUCUGUGGGACUCCCAGCUACCUGGCCCCCGAAAUCCUCGAGUGUUCCAUGAACGACAGCCACCCUGGCUACGGGAAGGAAGUGGACAUGUGGAGCACAGGUGUGAUCAUGUACACCCUCCUGGCCGGCUCACCCCCUUUCUGGCACCGAAAGCAGAUGCUGAUGUUGAGGAUGAUCAUGAGUGGGAACUACCAGUUUGGCUCUCCGGAGUGGGAUGAUCGAUCGGACACUGUAAAGGACCUUAUCUCCCGACUCCUGGUCCUGAGCCCAGAGAAACGAUACACAGCCGAGGAAGCCCUGGAUCACCCCUUUUUCCAGCAGUCCUCGGGCUCCCCUGCCAUGCCCUUCUUCCCCUUCCAGGUGAUCGCCUUGACCGUGCUCGCUUCAGUCCGAAUCUACUACCAGUAUCGGCGCAUGAAGCCGGUGACCCGGGAGAUCGUCCUCCGGGACCCGUACGCCCUGCGGCCCCUGCGGAAGCUCAUCGACGCCUGCGCCUUCCGCAUCUACGGCCACUGGGUGAAGAAGGGCCAGCAGCAGAACCGGGCCGCGCUCUUUGAGAACACGCCCAAGGCCGUGCUCCUCUCCCUGGCUGAUGAGGAAGCCUUCUGAGCACCCCGACCCUGGCACUGCCCGCCACUGGCCGAGUGACUUCCUGGGAGCUCCCAGGGGGCCAGAGGAUGGGGCAGGGCCUGAGGAGCCAGCCCAAGGGUCCCAACGUUAGCUGAGGGGAGCUGGCUCUGACCCCUUCCCUGGGGGGCCUCCCGGGGAGGAGCAGGGCAUUCCCUGCCUACCAACUAGGGCUCCAUCUGAGGACCAGGCUGGAGGGCAAGGGUAAGGGCAAGGGGGAGUCAAGUUGGAAGGGGGGGCUUUGCUUUCUGCUCAGGUUUCUCUGAAUGAUACUUCCUGAGCAGCCUAGGCCCCUCAACCUCUGCCCACCUCUUCCCCCCUACCCCGUUCUGUCAGAUAGCUGGUAGUAAGAAAUGCCCUGGAUUAAAGGUCUGGAAAGCCAGUGUUUAGUCUAGAUUUGGAUACUGACAAAUCAUGUGCCUUGGGCCAAUCAGAACCAUAGCUUUGUUUAACAGUGAAAGGAUGGGUGGUACAAGGUUGGAGCUUCCCAAUCUGGGUUCCACAGAGCCCGGGGGUUUGAUCCGAUGACACUGGGGAUUCCAUGAGAAAAUUUAAAUGCAAGUGCUAUUUCCCCUUCUCAAAUAUGAUCUGCUGAGCUAAAAUGUUAAAUUUGUGCCUGAAAUAUAAAAUUACAUAUCAUAAAUGUUAA
Antechinus flavipes (yellow-footed antechinus) is the source of this 2002-nucleotide messenger RNA. RefSeq names its product phosphorylase kinase catalytic subunit gamma 1 (gene PHKG1). Lineage: Eukaryota; Metazoa; Chordata; Mammalia; Dasyuromorphia; Dasyuridae. Gene Ontology annotation, biological process: glycogen biosynthetic process; protein phosphorylation. The transcript has 10 exons. The coding region runs from base 181 to 1335 and encodes 384 amino acids. Gene Ontology annotation, molecular function: phosphorylase kinase activity; calmodulin binding; ATP binding. The record is from RefSeq and is a predicted model, not a curated record. Gene Ontology annotation, cellular component: phosphorylase kinase complex.